UGGUCGAGUUUUUCCUCUUCCUCCUCAGGCAGCAUGUACUUGGUGAGGCCUGACGUGCUGGCCGACCUGCCGGUGAUGUCCAGCCCGUCCUCUGGUGCCCGCUCCACCUCCCUGCGCACCUUCCACACAGCCUGGUGCACCUCCUCCAGGGACAGCUCCUGCCUCAGGGACAAGCUGCAGUUCACAACAAACAUGCUAGUAAAAGUAGAAUCGUCCUGGUCAUGGGAAACAUCGAAAAUGGCGGACGACAGUUUCUACCUGGAGCUGUCGCGCUCUCCCAUCCGUUUUGACCCUGUUUCCAACGUCAACAACGUCUUCUUCGAUGAGAACAACAGGCAAGUCUUCGCUGUGCGCUCUGGAGGAGCCACAGGUGUCGUGGUCAAGGGACCAGACGCCAAAACCUCCAUAAACUUCCGAAUGGAAGACAAGGGAAGUGUCAUAUCCAUCAAGUUCUCCUAUGACUUGAAGAUCCUGGCCAUUCAGCGGUGCUACAAAACCGUGGAGUUCAUGAACUUUGGGCAGGCAGUAGACCCGGUAGAGUACUCGCAGAGUUGUAAAGGGAAGACGACUAAGAUCAUAGGGUUCAACUGGGUGGCCAUAAACGAAGUUGUGUUUAUAACAGACCACGGGUUGGAGUACUAUCAGGUGAUUCCUGAGAAGAAGACACUGAAGUCCAUGAAGACGUACAACGUGAGUGUGAACUGGUUUGUGUACCUGCCGGAGAGCGCCCUGCUGUUGUUGUCCUCCUCCACGCUAGGGAACGUGCUGCAUCCCUACCUCUUCAGGGCGGGGCAGGUAUUCAAGUUACCGAAGUUUGAGGUGGAUCUACCAGUUGUACCCAAACCUCCCAAGCUAUGCUUACUUGAAAGGGAUGUCACCAUGGCCCAGAUAUAUGGACAGGUGUACAUCAUUGUCCUGCGCCACCAGCCCCGCGGGCCGGGCCACGCCAGUGCUGAGGUGGUUCUGUACCAGCUGCAGAAGGAGAGCCCUGCCAAGAAGACCAAUGUGCUGAGGCUGGACAUGAGUGGACGCUUUGCGGUCAACAUUGUGGAUAACCUGAUUGUGGUUCAUCAUCAGGCUUCCAAGACAUCCAUGAUCUUUGACAUCAAAUUACAAAGUGAAACAGAGUCAGAUGGCUAUGUGACUUACCACCACCCUGUCCUGUCACCACUGCCAAUCAAACCUUUCAAACUCAGGGUCACAGGGGUACCUACUGUUGCUGGUCCGGAGGUGAAGGAGAUCAACUGUGAGCUGUACUCCCCCAACUGGAUAGUGUUCCAGCCCAGCAUCAUAAUUGAUGCCAAGCUGGGGUGUCUGUGGACUGUGUGCCUUAAACUGGAGCCUCUCGUCACCAUGAUUCCUGACAAGUGUCGUCUCAUGGACUUCCUACUGCUGCGCAGGGAUUGUAAGAUGGUGAUCCUGUCAGUCUGUAAGCAGAUGCUGACUCCCGGCAGACAGUGUAACCUGCCAACAAUUGCCAGUAUAUUUGACAAGCUCAACAGGGUGUACAGAUCAUACUUGGAGGAGGAGACAGCCUAUGCCCAGGCUGUGGAGAUUGCCCAGGCCAGGGGAACAGGGACACCCAAACGCCCACAGAGGUCCCAGGCUGUGAUCGACCAGUCAGACAUGUACACACAUGUGCUGUCUAUCUUUGUGGAUAACAAGGAGAUCAAAUACAAGUUCAUGGUUGCAGUGCUGGUUGAGUAUAUCCGUUCCCUGAGCCAGUUCCAGAUUCCAGUCCAACAUUACCUGUACGAGCUGGUCAUCAACACUUUGGUGCAGAACAACUGCUUCUACCAGCUGCAUCAGUUCCUACAGUACCACGUGCUGAGUGACUCCAAGCCCAUUGCCUGCCUGAUGUUGUCACUGGAGAGUGUGUAUCCUCCUGCUCACCAGCUGGCUCUGGACAUGCUCAAACGGCUCUCCACAGCCAAUGAGGAGAUCAUUGAGGUCUUGUUGUCCAAGCACCAACUCCUGACAGCCCUGCGGUUCAUCC
Molecule: messenger RNA, 1996 nt
Organism: Branchiostoma floridae (Florida lancelet)
Lineage: Eukaryota; Metazoa; Chordata; Leptocardii; Amphioxiformes; Branchiostomatidae
Product: regulator of MON1-CCZ1 complex-like
Biological process (GO): regulation of autophagy
Cellular component (GO): Mon1-Ccz1 complex; lysosomal membrane; late endosome membrane
Source: RefSeq, a predicted model, not a curated record